CAAAUACCCACAAUUCAAUUAGUGGAAUACUUUUCUGUGCCUCACCUGUCUGUACUUGUAACCUGUUAUACUGCAGCCCGAAGCGCCCCUGAGUUUACCCCACCCCAUGCGCGUUCAACAACACCAACGAUAGUCUGAGAGGCUGUGCUGGAAUUCCUCUGAAGUUGGACUCCUGACACAGUAAAUGUCAUGGAUAUUUUAUAAACUCCGGCUCUUCGCUUUUCACCUCUGGAAUAUCCGAGCGGGACGGGUUUGCUGCUUAAUAGCACGGGAAGAGCUUUUCCCAACUUUUUUUUUUUUCUUUCAGGAAGUGACUGAACAAAUAACUUCACAAUGGGCAGUAAGGACCGCUAUCACUGGCAGACCCAGAACGUGAAGGUGAGCGGCGUGGAUGACAUGGUCCUGCUGUCCAAGAUCAACGAUGACGCCAUCGUGGACAACCUCAAGAAACGCUACAUGGACGACUACAUCUUCACCUACAUCGGGCCCGUUCUCAUCUCUGUCAAUCCUUUCAAACAGCUGCCCUACUUCACAGACAAGGAGAUCGAGCUGUACCAGGGAGCUGCCCAGUAUGAGAACCCCCCUCAUGUCUAUGCCUUGGCUGACAACAUGUACCGGAACAUGCUGAUUGAUGCAGAGAACCAGUGUGUCAUCAUCAGUGGGGAGAGCGGUGCAGGGAAGACAGUCGCUGCCAAAUACAUCAUGACCUACGUCUCCAAAGUGUCUGGAGGAGGACCCAAAGUGCAGCACGUUAAAGACAUCAUCCUCCAGUCCAACCCUCUGCUGGAAGCAUUCGGCAACGCCAAGACUGUGCGCAACAACAACUCCAGCAGAUUCGGGAAGUACUUUGAGAUCCAGUUUAGUCGAGGGGGGGAGCCCGAUGGUGGCAAGAUCUCCAAUUUCCUCCUGGAGAAAUCCAGAGUGGUGAGCCAGAACCAGGGAGAGAGAAGCUUCCACAUCUUCUACCAGCUGCUAGAAGGAGCCUCUCCGGAGCACAGGGAGAACCUGGGCAUCGCCGGCCCUGAUUAUUACUACUACCUCAACCAGUCCGGCACCUACAGAGUGGAGGACAUGAACGACAAGCAGGAGUUCAGCGAAACCAUGAACGCGAUGGCUGUGGUGGGGCUCAGUGCUGAGGAGCAGAGCACCGUGCUGCAGAUCGUCGCUGGGAUCCUGCACCUGGGAAACCUGUCCUUCCAGGAGUCUGGGAACUACGCUGUCGUGGAGAGCGAGGACUUCCUGGCGUUUCCGGCCUACCUCCUGGGUGUCGAUCAGGAGCGUCUGAAGGAGAAGCUGACGAGCCGCACGAUGGACAGCAAGUGGGGGGGCAAGUCAGAGAGCAUCGCCGUGACGAUGAACACGGAGCAGGCCAGCUUCACACGCAAUGCCCUCGCCAAGGCCCUGUACUCGCGGCUCUUUGACUUCCUCGUGGACGCCAUAAACAAAGCCAUUGAGAAGGAGCACGAGGAAUUCAACAUCGGGGUCCUGGAUAUCUACGGCUUUGAGAUCUUCCAGCAAAAUGGUUUUGAACAAUUCUGCAUCAACUUUGUGAAUGAAAAACUGCAGCAGAUCUUCAUUGAACUGACGCUGAAGGCAGAACAGGAGGAGUAUGUGCAGGAGGGGAUUCGCUGGACCCCCAUCGAGUAUUUCAACAACAAGGUGGUGUGUGACCUCAUCGAGAGCAAAGCGAACCCCCUGGGUAUCAUGUGUAUCCUUGACGACGUGUGCGCCACGAUGCACGCCAAGGGCGAGGGAGCCGACCAGACCCUGCUCCAGAAGCUGCAGAGUCAGAUCGGCACGCACGAGCACUUCAACAGCUGGAACAAGGGCUUCAUCGUACACCACUACGCUGGGAAGGUCUCCUACGAUGUGAACGGGUUCUGUGAACGGAAUCGAGACGUGCUGUUCAACGACCUCAUCGAGCUGAUGCAGAGCAGCGAGUUCCCAUUCAUCCAGGACCUGUUCCCUGAAAACCCCAAUGCGGAGAAGAAGGGGCGCCCCACCACAGCCAGCAAUAAGAUCAAGAAACAAGCGAACGACCUGGUGGGCACGCUGAUGAAGUGCACACCACACUACAUCCGCUGUGUGAAACCCAACGAGACGAAGCGGCCGCGCGACUGGGAGGAGAGCCGGGUCAAGCACCAGGUGGAGUACCUGGGACUGCGGGAGAACAUCCGAGUCAGGAGAGCCGGCUACGCCUACCGACGCCUCUUCAGGAAGUUCCUGCACAGGUAUGCGAUCCUGACCCGUGAGACCUGGCCGGAGUGGCGCGGGGAUGAGAAGCAGGGCGUCCUGCACCUGCUGCGAUCCGUCCACAUGGACAGUGACCAGUUCCAGCUCGGCAAGAGCAAGGUGUUCAUCAAGGCCCCCGAGUCGCUCUUCCUGCUGGAGGAGAUGCGCGAGAGGAAGUACAACGGCUACGCCCGGGUCAUCCAGAAGGCCUGGCGCAAACACACGGCCGUGCGAAAAUACAUCCUCAUGAGAGAGGAAGCCUCGGAUAUCCUGCUCCACAAGAAGGAGCGCCGGAGGAACAGCAUCAACCGCAACUUCAUGGGAGACUACAUCGGCACGGAGCACCGUCCCGAGCUGAGGCAGUUCGUGGGGCGCCGGGAGCGCAUCGACUUCGCAGACGUGGUGGUGAAAUACGACCGCCGCUUCAGGCCUGUGAAGCGUGACCUCCUGCUGACCCCCAAGUUCCUGUACAUGAUUGGUCGAGAGAAAGUGAAGCAGGGUCCGGAGAAAGGGCUGAUCAAGGAGGUUCUGAAGAGGCAGAUCGAGGUGGAGAAGAUCCAGUCUGUCUCACUCAGCACCUUGCAGGAUGACUUCUUCAUCAUUCACGAGCAGCAGUAUGACAGCCUCCUCGAGUCGAGCUUCAAGACAGAGCUGCUGAGUCUGCUGUACAAGCGCUAUGAGGAGAGGAGCCAGCGCAAACUGCCACUGAAAUUCAACAACCUGCUAGAGUUCAAGGUGAAGAAGGGGGGCUGGGGUCCCUGGGGGUCCGCAGGGUCCAGGCAGAUUCAGUUCCAGCUGGGCAGCACCGACCAGGCCUUCCUGAAACCCAGCAGCAAGGUCCUGAGUGUGAGCAUCGGAGCAGGACUGCCAAAGAGCUCCAGACCGACAAGGAAAGACAAAAGAAAAAGUGGCCACUUUGGAGAUCGGCAGUCAAACUCGAGGGACUCAGGUGCACCCAGGAACAGUGCUGCGAGGCAGGGGCAGCCUGGCCACAGCAGAGCCCAGGCUGCCGGCAGACUGUCCACCCUCCUCCGCCAGGCCAGCGUGGUCCAGCCCACCCUCCCCAGACAGGGAGCCAGCCUCCGCCCACGAGACCCCCGCCCCGGCCCCCAGGUCAACAUGGACUUCAUGAGCGUGCCGGACCAGGGCGUCGCCGGGCUCCAGCGCCGGCGGUCCACAGAAUCGAAGCCGGUGCCGGGGGGAGGUCGAUCGAAACCUGUCCCCAAAACCAGGCCCAGGACCCCCCAGUGCCAGGCGCUGUACGCAUACGACGCGCAGGACACUGACGAGCUCAGCUUCAACGCGGACGAUGUCAUCGAGAUCGUGACUGAAGAUUCCUCAGGCUGGUGGUUCGGACGACUCCGAGGAAAGGAGGGCAUGUUCCCAGGGAACUACGUGAAGAAGAUCUAAACGGUGUUCACACAGCGCCCCCUUAGAACCAUGGAACAGGAAGGGAUCUGGAACCAUGGAACAGGAAGGGAUCUGGAACCAUGGAACAGGAAGGGAUCUGGAACCAUGGAACAGGAAGGGAUCUGGAACCAUGGAACAGGAAGGGAUCUGGACGCUGUGUUGCAAUCAAGUCCAACCCAAGUGCUUUAUCCUCAGUGUUUCUUUUGUCUCGGUAUAAGAUUUCUUCCAACAGUACUGUAUGUAUAGCCCUUAGUAACUAUGUUGUCAUUUAAUGAGAUAGAUAUAUCCAUGCUAAGCUGUGGAAACUUGGCUCGUAUCCAGGCUAGCAAUCUGUGUUUAACCCUUUCAGUCCUGAAUUAUCAUUUUGAAAUUAAGUUAUAUAAUUAAAAAAGGAACUCCUUUAUUGAGUAUACAUGAGAACAUUAUAAAACAUUUCUACACAACCUCAGACUGGGACCUAGGAGUCUUGUGAGGUUCCAACAUGAUUUCCAACGGCGUAACAUGUACGCUGCCAAGACAGGACAGUGAGGUCCUGCCAGGACUGAAAGGGUUAAGAGUUUGACUGGAGAAAUGCCACGUCUGGUUUGAUCAGUACGGAUAUUGAAUGGAACUUGUGAUUUUGUGUGUUUUUUGUUUGUUUGUUUUUAAUGAUUUAUCAGCACAACAGUGCCACCGAUGGCCAAAGUAUGAAGCCCCAGUUUCUUAGUUAGGAGUAUUAACUUGGUAUAAACAGUGACACCAGUGGCUAAGGGUUGUAACUGCGUCUAGGGUUCCGAAGUCAAACCUUCCAUGUGAACAGCCUGUUAGAAUUGAAUUAGUAUUAUAGCACUGUAGAAAUACUUAUGAAACGAAGCUGAUUUUUUAACAGAUGAAAAGGCUUUUAAAAUUAACAUACAGCUGUAUGGCCAAAUGUUUUGCAUCACCUAGAAUUUUAGUAUUGAUACAAUAAAAAACCAAAACAUAAUUUGGAUAUUUUAUUUAACAUUGUGUAAACUACAAAAUGUGAGAAACUACAAAAUGAUAUCGCAAGUGUCUACCGGAAGCCAUAAUAGUAGUAUAGUAUUUCAUGUUAGAGUUUGAAAUGUCAAUUCUUGUCACGUUUUCUGUUAAAUACUGCAAAGCGGUGUGCAAUUCAAUAUGUUAACGUAACAUUAUUCAGCAGGUUUCAUUCGACUUUAUGAAGCAAAGUGUGUUAAUUCUAUAGGGCGAUGCAGACGUUUUGGCCAGAGCUGUAUAUAAUGUGUAUUUUUAACACCAGGAAUGUUAAUAGUGUAUUUUAGUUUUUUAGUUUCUUGCCUGUUCACAGUUAGCUGUCAGAAGUGUAAAGGAAGCAGUCCUUCAGUCCAGGAAUGAUGACAUUGUGGGUAAAAAGGAAUCCAGAUUCAGGGCAGGAUUUCAGUCGUGAUGAUCUCAGGAGGGUUGCUGUGUAAUUAUUAUUCAAGAGCCUUUUUAUUCAAUAAAUACAUUUAAAUACAA
Molecule: messenger RNA, 5118 nt
Organism: Acipenser ruthenus (sterlet)
Lineage: Eukaryota; Metazoa; Chordata; Actinopteri; Acipenseriformes; Acipenseridae
Product: unconventional myosin-Ie
Exons: 27
Coding region: 334-3642 (1102 amino acids)
Biological process (GO): vesicle transport along actin filament; actin filament organization
Cellular component (GO): plasma membrane; actin cytoskeleton; vesicle
Molecular function (GO): microfilament motor activity; ATP binding; actin filament binding
Source: RefSeq, a predicted model, not a curated record